GUCGGGCGUCUAUACGAACGGUCGCGUAUCGACGGUGCAUAAAUCGUCACGCAAUUACGAGCCGUCGGCAACACAGUUUUUGAAAAUCCUCGUAGACGCCGUAGUCCUGGUUAUGAGUUUCCGAGGAGAGUCAUGAAAGAUGCACCUGGUGAGCUGCUGGGCCGCCUUUGUCUUGGGGUUUGCAGGCACGCUCGUAGUGUGCUCGGUGGCUUUGCCCUCUGUCAUAAAAAUAGGUGCAAUCUUUACCGAGCAACAAAAAGGCGGUCCGGCUGAAACAGCUUUCAAGUACGCUGUGUACAAGAUUAACAGGGACAAGACGUUACUACCGCACACCACCCUGGUUUACGACUUGCAGCAUGUCCCGUCGGACGACAGCUUCCACGCAAGCAAAAAAGCGUGCAAACAAGUAAAAAAUGGAGUCUACGCAGUGUUCGGCCCUUCCGAUCCUUUGUUGGGGGCGCACAUUCACUCCAUUUGCGACGCCUUGGACAUUCCGCAUUUGGAGACUCGCGUAGAUCUCGACAACGACGUCAAAGAGUUCUCGAUCAACCUCUACCCUGCCCAAAAUUUGCUCAAUUCGGCGUUCCAGGACGUCAUGGAUUUUUUAAACUGGACCAAAGUGGCCAUCAUUUACGAAGAAGAUUAUGGUCUGAUAAAACUGCGGGAACUGGUCAGGUCGCCGCACAACAAGAACCUCGAGGUGCACAUCAGGCAAGCGCAUCCAGAAUCGUACCGCUCGGUCCUCAGAGAAGUGAAAACCAAAGAAAUACACAACAUCAUCAUCGACACGAAACCGACGAACCUGCAGUCCUUCCUCAAAGGGAUCCUUCAACUUCAGAUGAACGACUAUAAGUACCAUUACGUAUUUACGACAUUUGACAUCGAAACGUUCGACUUGGAAGACUUCAAGUACAAUUUCGUCAACAUGACCGCAUUCAGGGUAGUCGAUAUCGACCAGCUGGCGGUGAAGGAAGUCCUCAGGGAUAUGGCUAAGUUUCGUGCGAAUCAGGACGUGCCGCCUAUCAACAACAGUUUUGUUCGGGCUGAGGCUUCGCUGAUGUACGACUCGGUAUACGUUUUCGCCAUCGGAUUGCAAACGCUCGAGCAAUCUCACAGUAUCCAAUUGUCCAACGUCUCGUGCGAUCUGGAACAACCUUGGGACGGGGGCUUGAGCCUUAUUAACUACAUCAACGCUGUGGAAUACAAGGGACUGAGCGGACCGAUAGAGUUCAAGGAAGGACGCAGGAUCAAGUUCAAGCUGGACCUGAUGAAACUGAAGCAACACGCCCUCGUGAAGGUCGGCGAGUGGUGUCCAGGCACGGGGGUCAACAUAACCGACAGGGGAGCGUUCUUCGACCCCGGCACCAUGAACGUAACCUUAGUGGUGACGACCAUACUGGAGAACCCGUACGUGAUGAUGCGGGAGGAAAAAAAUUAUACAGGCAAUAGCAGGUUUUACGGGUUUUGCGUGGACGUGCUGGAACGGGUAUCCAGGGAGGUCGGGUUCGAUUACCUCUUGGACUUGGUGCCUGAUAGAAAGUACGGGGCACGAGAUCCCGAGUCGGGCUACUGGAAUGGCAUGGUCAGGGAGCUUAUUAUGCAUGAGCAACCCUACGUACUUUUAAAACCCAACCCGAUCCUCCAAGGCAACGACCGCUACGAAGGCUUCUGCAUUGAUCUGCUCAAAGAACUGGCCGCCAUGGUGGGCUUCGAGUACCGUAUAGAGCUAGUUCCCGAUAGCAAGUAUGGCGCUAUCGAUCUGGAAACUGGAGAAUGGAACGGUAUAGUCAGGCAGCUCAUGGACAAAAAAGCUGAUCUAGCGGUGGGUUCCAUGACGAUUAACUACGCCAGGGAAAGUGUUAUUGAUUUCACGAAGCCUUUCAUGAAUCUGGGGAUUAGUAUUCUUUUCAAGGUGCCAUCGAGUCCUGAGACGAGACUUUUCUCGUUCAUGAACCCGCUGGCGACGGAUAUAUGGAUGUACGUGUUCUCCGCUUAUGUCCUGGUAUCCAUCACAAUGUUCGUGGUCGCUCGAUUUUCGCCCCACGAAUGGCACAACCCCCACCCCUGCGACAUCGACAACGAACUGCUCAACAAUCAAUUUUCGUUGGCCAAUUCGUUCUGGUUUACCAUCGGCACCUUAAUGCAGCAGGGUUCCGAUCUCAAUCCGAAGGCCACAUCCACUAGGAUAGUGGGAGGAAUAUGGUGGUUCUUCACGCUAAUCAUCAUAUCCUCGUACACGGCCAACUUGGCCGCCUUUCUCACCGUAGAACGGAUGAUUACGCCCAUCGAGAAUGCCGAAGACUUGGCAAGUCAAACAGAAAUACCCUACGGCACGUUAGAAAGCGGAUCCACGAUGACCUUCUUUCGGGACUCGAUGAUAGAGACCUACAAGAAGAUGUGGCGGUUCAUGGAGAACCGAAAACCGUCGGUGUUCGUCCCAACGUACGAGGAGGGCAUCAAGAAAGUGCUCGAAGGCAACUACGCGUUCUUAAUGGAGUCCACGAUGCUGGACUACGUGGUCCAGAGGGAUUGCAACCUCACUCAAAUCGGCGGCUUGUUAGAUUCGAAAGGUUACGGCAUAGCAACCCCUAUGGGGAGCCCCUGGCGCGACAAGAUAUCCCUCGCCAUCCUGGAACUGCAAGAGAAGGGAGAGAUCCAGAUGCUGUACGACAAAUGGUGGAAAAACACUGGCGAGACUUGCACGAGGAACGACAAGGGCAAAGAGUCGAAAGCCAAUUCGUUGGGCGUGGACAACAUAGGUGGCGUCUUCGUCGUUUUGCUUUGCGGAUUGGCGUUCGCCGUGGUCGUCGCCAUCUUGGAGUUUUGCUAUAACUCGAAGAGAAACGCGGUUACCGAAAAGAGAUCGGCGAUGGCACCCCAGCAGUCACUGUGUUCAGAGAUGGGGGGCGAGUUGUGCUUCGCCAUUCGUUGCCGCGGCUCGAGACAGAGACCGGCGUUGAAGAGACAGUGUUCCAAGUGCCUCUCUGGGGUUACGUACGUGCCGUCCCCACUUGACAUACCGGUUCACACUCCUCUUCCUCCGUCUAGACCCGCGCCAUCCCCCGACAUACCGAGUCCACCGACGAACGGUGUGUCCACCAGGACAGCACUUUCUCAAAUACAAUUUAGGGACGAUUUACCAUCAUUUCAAGUUGAUGGACGCCAUACCAGGAUUCCAUAGGAAGAGGACUUUUUUUAGCAAAGCCUAGAGCGGUUUUUGUAUAGGCACCUAAAAUUAAGUCAACAAUAUUUGUAUCGAGUUUUAAGUUAUGUUUAUAGAGAUGUUGAUAAUUUGUUUUUCUUCGAAAAUUGUGUGGUGAAAAUAUAUAUC
Messenger RNA from Cylas formicarius (sweet potato weevil), 3331 nucleotides. Its product is annotated as glutamate receptor ionotropic, kainate 2-like. Gene Ontology annotation, cellular component: plasma membrane; postsynaptic membrane. The transcript is spliced from 16 exons. Gene Ontology annotation, molecular function: glutamate-gated receptor activity. The coding region runs from base 140 to 3181 and encodes 1013 amino acids. The record is from RefSeq and is a predicted model, not a curated record. Gene Ontology annotation, biological process: monoatomic ion transport. NCBI's taxonomy places the organism in Eukaryota, Metazoa, Arthropoda, Insecta, Coleoptera, Brentidae.